Messenger RNA from Thelazia callipaeda (thelaziosis nematode), 3429 nucleotides. The record is from the annotation of a GenBank genome assembly. NCBI's taxonomy places the organism in Eukaryota, Metazoa, Nematoda, Chromadorea, Rhabditida, Thelaziidae.
AUGUGGCUGUGGAGACUGGAGAUUCUGUGGUUUGUUAUUGGUCUAACUUUGUUCAAUGCCGGUUCCAUCAUGGUGCGUGGAACUGAUGAAGCUGAUGGUGUGGUAGAAGAGAUUUCUGCUAAUCCUGAUGAAGAUGUGAGCUCUGUUUCUGAUGACAAAGUCGCUGAAACAGAAGUGGAUCCUAUUUUGAAGCCAUCACCUGAUGCACACGUAGCAUUUAUAUUUGUCCAUCCUGAAAAUUCGAAGAAUUUGCCUGGUGGUAGACGUGUCGAGUUUUUGAUGGGAUUUCAAAAUCGUGGUGACAAGGAUUUCAUUAUUCGAUUUUGUGAGACAUCUCUUCGUUACCCACAAGAUUUCAAUUAUCAUAUACAGAAUUUCACAACAAUGCAUUACAAUCGUGUCGUACCAGCUAAACAAGAAGCUACUUUUGGUUAUGCUUUGUAUCCGCCAGAUCAAUUUGCCGGGCGUUCUCUUGGGCUUGUUGUGGAGCUACAGUAUGACGAUCAAGAUGGGAAAGCUUUUAGAAGCGCAGUUUUCAACGAAACUGUCAUGAUUAUUGAAGAUGAGUCAAGUUUCAACACGGAAACUGGAUUUUUAUAUAUCAUAUUUGCUGCUGUUGUGGUGCUGAUAUUAUUGGCUGGACAGCACUUCCUUUCUAAGCUUACAAGAAAACAUGGAAUGGCAAAAAGCCGGCAAACACAACAAAUAGAGGUUGGAACGAGUAAUAAGGACGAAGUGGACUUUGAGUGGAUUCCACGUGAAGUCCUUAAUCACAGUAAAAAUUUUAGAUUCUUUGAUAAAAGUCGCCAAAGCCAGGAUCACCUCGACAACGGAAACAAGCACAGCGAAUGGAUUAACCAAAUAAUUUGUUUAUUCGUCCUUGGUAGUUUUAAAGCAAUGGAUUUUCAGUCCAAGAAUAUCAAACAACUAGUAAGUGAUGAAUUUCAGGGUGUGGAAAACAAAAUGCAUUUCUUUGGAGAAAUGCAUACCAAAACUAUGGCACUUUUAAGUUCUAAAGUAGCUAAUUAUGGAUUGCCAAAUGUGGAUGACGCUACAACCUCACAAACUGAAGAAAACAAGAACGCGAAUACUGAAGAACUCGCAGUUUCGAAUAUGAAUGCGUCUGCGCUACUAAGUUGUUUAUCGGAUUUAUACGAAGCUGAAAAGAAAAGUGUCGUCGAUGGAUUUGUUGAAGAAAAUGCUGAAAUUAAUUUGUUAUACAAUUGUAAAAAAACCAUGGAUCAGUUGAAGGAGUGUUACGAUAAGUGCAUUGAGUUGGUAAAUGAGUUGCGAGAUAAUUAUGAAAUGGUGACUGAACGAACAUCUUCACUCCACAAUGCUUGUGAUCAAAUGAUGGCAUAUCAGACUCAAAUUGCUGCUGGUGCAGAACAGAUUCGAGCUAAUCUUUACUAUUACACGCAGUGCGAAUCCAUUAUGAAAAAACUGAAUAAUGAAAAGUUUGCAAUUACGGGUCAGGUUUUUACUCAAAUUUUAUCUACAAUAGAUGAGUGUUUGAAGUUUCUGCGCAGUCAUAUUCACUACAAAGAGUCGGCGGUCCAUAUUUCAAAAUAUGAACAGUGUUUAUCAAAGGCAAUGACAGUAAUCAAAAUGGGUGUAAUAGCCGAUUUGGAAGCGAGCCACAGUGCUGUAAAGGAUAAAAACAUGCAGUUGGACGUUGAUAUUCAUCAAAAUGCUUAUGCGGAUGAUGAUACUUUCGCACUGCUAUAUGGUGUUUUCGCUGCCCGUGCCAACUCAGUUCGAUCAGCGCUCAGUGUCGCAGAACGCCAUUUUCGAGAUGUUGCAGCAUUUCAAUUGAUGGUAUCUGACUGUCAACAAGUUUACUUCACAAUACGAAAUCAAAUGCUUGAACCCGUAAUAAGAAGUACAAUCACGGAUCUAAUGAGUAAGCAUGGUAGUAGCUCGUGCUCAUUCACUCGAACUGGUUGCUCGUUUUUACUUCGCCUUUGUGAUGAUGAAUUUCGUCUCUACAAACAGUUCUUCUCUACGAAUGAUGAAGAAGGCAGUGGCUCUCGAUCUGUCUCAGCUUCAGUCGUAUCAAGUCCACAUGCAUCAGUUUUAGCUCCAUUUCUCUCAUCGACUACAUCUUUUGAUGAUUUCAUUGAAUCUUUGUGUCAUAUUUUUUACGAUAUUUUACGUCCUAUCGUUAUACAUAAUCCACACCUGGAAACUCUCACUGAACUAUGCACAAUUUUAAAAGUCGAAAUGAUUGAAGAACGUUGUGGAUUAAUGCAGUCCAUGAUGUCCGUGAAACAAUUAAUGGGUGAAGCAGAUUCUGGAUCAGUGUUGUUGAAUAAUUCCGAUGAGUAUGUGUCAAAUUCUCGUAACGGUUUUGUUCGUAUUAUGUCCGAAUUAGUUGGUGAUGUAGCUGAAAGAAUUGUUUAUCGUGCCUGCUUAUUUGCUCAGUCAGACAUAAUUAGUUUUGUUCCAUCCAGUGGAGAUCUUGCUUAUCCGGAAAAACUAGAAAUGAUAAGAGAGAUCGAGAGAGAACAUAGUUUGAAGAAGGAUGAUGCAAAUUCAAAUUCAUCUAUUUCUGCCAUUGAUCUUCAUUGCUUGUGGUAUCCAACCGUGCGUCGCACUGUACUUUGUCUUUCAAAAUUAUUCAGAUGUUUAGAGCAGUCAGUGUUUCAAAGUAUUGCACGAGAGUUAUUGUCAGCAUGUUGUCAGUCACUGGAAAAUGCAGCCGAACAAAUUCGAAAUAGUUCUCUUGAAAAGUUUUCGCGUUCGCGACGUUCUUUAGAUGCUGAGUUGUUCAUCGUGAAGCACUUGUUAAUACUGCGAGAACAAACAAGUCCUUAUAGAGUGGUUGUGUCACCUGGAAGUUCAUUCUCUGAUGCUAUCCCUGUGCGUGAUUACUCCCUCGACUUUAGCAAAUACAAAAAUUCUGCUUCACAGCUUUUUCAAGACUCACGCAGAUGGUUCGAGCUGACGUCAAAUAAUAUUUUUCUAGAGUUUUUAUUAAAGGUUCCGUUAGCUGUUACAGAAGUAACUGGAGAUAGUCGGCGAAUCAUUGACUCGCAGUUGAAAACUCAUUGCCACAGUUUGAUAAAUAUAGCUGGUGAUAUGAUCAUUUUAGAAUUUGCUAAUUAUAUUGCCGAAGCCGAGAAAAUGGUGACCGCAUCUAAUUCUGAUCUUUCGAAAAAUGAUUUUCUAAAAGCAAACAACAUGCAAGAUUUUGUUGGUCAGGCAAACAAAAAUUUAACACAUUUAUGGCCAGAGAUUAAAAAGUGUAUUAAUUUAUAUAUCGGUAUGAAAGAAACUGAAGACGUUCUUUUACAACCAGUUAAAAAGCGAAUAAUUGAUGUUUUCACUCGUGCUGGUGUCGUAGCUGAUAAACUUUAUGAUGAGGAACAAAAACAAAUAGCAGGGCUUCCCACUCAAGAACAUAUAUGGUUGUUGAUAAAUGCUUGA